GACUCGUACUGUGGGCCCACGGUCUCGCGCAGUCAGUACGAAUCGAGCUGAGAGCUGGCAUGACGAUCGCCGUGCACCGCGUGUAGUCGUCAACGAGUCAUCACAUCGAGCAUCUCUAAAAGGAUCUAGCCCAUAUCAGGGAUAACGCGGUUCCACGCGCGAUCUGGUUCCGAGAUUCAUGCGUCUACGUAGGAUGAGAUCAGACUGAGCGCAAUGACGACGAGAUACUUUGUGUUUGCCAUAACUCUAGCGUGCGUUGCAGCGUCUGCCGCGCAAGUCUACGAGAGCCAGCCGGAGGACCCAGCUGCACCGGUCGAACUAGCGGCUACGAAUAAUGACUUCAUCACGCAAACCGUGUACGGAUUCUUGGACUUCACCACGACCAUCGGCAACACGGUGAUGGUCUUCAGCCCUCAGAGCGCACCACCAGAGGCGGCGGGCACCGGGAAGAAGACCACGUCCACCACGCCGGCGAUUCACACGAAGCCACCGACGACGGAGCAGAAAAAGAACGUCCCUGACAUCCAACCCAGCAAAACGCACAAACAAGAUGUUCAGGACGAGACGAAAAAGCAGGUAAAGGGCACGAAAGUCAUCGUGAAUUCUGUGAUCCAGCAGAACUCGGUGAACCCGUCCGUGAACGCCUCACCGAAGUCUACAAAAAGCCAGGAAGCAACCAAGGAGACGACGACAAAGACACCCGUAUUGUCGUCGGUCGUUCAAAUACGCGCCAAGGAUGAGACUCCGGGUGUGAAGAACAAUCUCGCCGAGCCGGAAUACGAUUUUCUCUCGAAGCAACCAACGGAAGUAAUCGACGAAACGUAUAAGCUUAUCAAUCUGCGGCCUUCGUCGAAACCGCACGCGAAACCACGCGCCACACCGCGAAGAGAUAAAGAGAACCCGACUGGCCUGGUGACCAAGUUGGGCGGCACUAUCGUGAAAGACGGACUUACUACCGUGCAUGAGACCAGCGUAAUCGGCACUUACAUUAAUGGCAAAUAUGCCCAAGUUCUGCAGAGCUCGUCCAGGAUCCUGACAACGCCGGCGGCACCAGUCCUUGAGGGAAAAAUCCGGCCAUCAAAUACUCAACGCAUCCUCAAGACCAUCGGACCUCAGCACGGCAAGCUUAAGCCUCAACUAGAACCUACUCCGACUCAUCAGCAACAAGAAGAAUCUUCGUUGCCACUCGAAGUGCUCUUCGACACAUCCUCCGGCACUCCUAUACGAACGACGCGGAGGCAUCAUUCGGCUGGCAGUCAAUCUCGACCCAAGUUCCGAAACAAGAUUUCCGAAGACUAUGACAACAAUGAACCGCAGCAAACAAGAACCGGGAAGAAUCGUGCGACGACGGCGCGACCCAAUUUCAAGAAUCGCCCCGCUACAACCACCACGGAGGCGCCAGUCACUCGUCGUCGUAGCGGUUUUCGGCCAAGCAGCCAGUCCACCGGUUCGCCUUCAAAACAGGUCACGAAGGCGAAGAACGACCAACAGCCGACGACAACAGCCAGUCUUCCGGUGCCCAAGGUGAAGCUACCUCGGACCCAGGGUCGCUGGUCGUACAAGACCACGCCUAAGCCGAGGAUCAUGAUACGCAAACAAGUAGACGAGGAAGAAUUGCGCACGUCAUCAACGGAGAGUCCAAGCACAACCGAAUCACUCGCGGCGAUGUUGGACGAUAGUAGAACGACAGCGGCGGCGGCAACCGUCAGCGCUGCAUCAACGACCGGCGGUGUCGCCAACGCUCAGAGGAAGGAAUUAUCUCUGACCGAGGACGAACUGGAUCCCAGCGAAAGCGAGGAUGUGGCUAGCGUGAGCGUGCAGGAUCAGCAGCAGCAUUCUGGAGAACAGAUUCUGCCUAUAGAGACUCUGAACGUAGAGAUUUCCACUGCAGCGGACCAGGACAGUAUAUACUUUGAGAUCGCCACCAUCAAAUCACCCUACGCUUUUCAGGUGGGUACACUACGAAAUACUCGCUAUAUCACGGUGACUUCAACAAUCAAGAAGACCUUCGCCACAGCUGAACCGAGCAGUUCAAUUUCGCCUACAGAGCCGUUAACGGAGAACAUCCUUGCGAAUACAGGAGCAGCCUAUGAGUCCAGCCUGCCACUGGACUCGUCGGUUGCAACUUUACCGGCCAUCUCGUUAGAUGCCGGCCAGGCGACGCCGCCGUUAGAGACGCUGACAGAGACGUUCUCAACGACGCAGACGCUGUUGAAGACGCACAUGUUGCCAAUAAUCUACGGCGGCAAUAGUACUACCCGACUAACGCUAGUGCAGACGUAUAACAUCGCGCGUGUGGUGACGGCGAUAAAAACAUUACCGCCGAUGGAAAUUUAUCAGUUCAUUCCCAGCAAAACACUAAACGAGUUCAACUCGAAACUCGACGAGGCCGGUAGUGAGCUGCACCUCGAGCUGGACUUCGGCGAAGAUGAUCGUGACGACGAAGACGUACCGAAAAGGGUGGUAGUGCCCAACAACGACGCCGAUUCCGACUUGGACGUCUUCAGAUCGGCGUCGCCGUCGAAGGUGAAGACCGACGUCGUCACCAGCAGCAGUGUUGAGGCUCAACUGACUCCGGAACAGGCCCAGCAAUUGGCUCUCUUCAAAUACUUUGGUCAGCCACAGCCUCAGGUAAUCACCACAUCCAGGCCAGUGGUUGUCCUGGAGACGUUGUAUGAAUCACACGUUAUUCCCCUGGUAAACGCGGGCAACACCGUCUUCUCCACUAUAUCCAGGCCAGUUGGCACUGUGCCCAGGACAUCUUACGAGUACGGUACAUCUACCCUGAGCCCGGUACUUACACCGCAAGUGCCACAAGUACCGCAAGUGCCCCAGCUACCGUUGUUCCAUCAGCAACCACAAUUCACAGUGACUAGCGCGCCAUUGGUCACUCAAACCCUCGCCACUGUAUCCGAAUCGAGGGUGUUGAAGCUCACAUUCGGUGCCAAGACCGCCUACACCACACUAUUCUCCACGAAAGUCGUACCAACUGAGCUCACCACCUACGUUACUACCACCGUGCCGGUGCAACCAACGGUAGCGGCCUAUCCCGGCUAUUAUCCGCCGCCAGUGCCCUAUCCGGCUUUCCCCUUCGUUGGUUAGAUUUUAAUCUAACUAUCGAACCCUUCGCAAUCCAGUCCGAUCACGAUCGAUUACUAAGUACAAACUCGCUCUUUUGAAGGAUAAUUUUCAAAUGUUACCUUUAUUCACGACAAUUUUUCUUUGAUAUUGUUAGUUUUAUUGACACCUUUAACAUUUAGUCCUAUCAAAUAGCAUUACCAGAGUAAAAGAGAUAUCUUAAAUUAAUUAUUAAUUAAAUUAAUUAUCAAAAUAUUACAUAUUUAUUAUAAAAUUUUUAAUUUAAUAUUAAAUUUUGUUCAUUGCGAUAAAUUUCACCACAUUCGUGUCAAAUGAAAGUAGAAAUUGGUAAUAACACUGCAAACCUACAAUAUAUUGCGUUUUUUUACCUGCAAUAAUCUCGUGUAAUUAUAGUUCUGUGUAAUUUCACUUUAGUAUAUUCAACUCCGAUUUAGGCCAAUGCGUGUUGAGGUAAGUAGAACACGGAGAAAUGUAGCCGGUUGUACUAGAUGAAAAAAAUUACCAAGAUACAGACGUAUCAUAUUAUUCGAUAUAGUAAAACGCCAGUGAUUAUCGUGAUUGGACGGGAUAUCGCGAAUUAUUGUAAAUAAAUUAUUGACUAUAAUAUUGUAUAUCGUAUAUUGUAUAUGUAUAUCGCGUAUUUUGUAAAUAAAUAACGAAAAAUAUUAACCUCCACCGUAUUGCAGGCGACGAUCCUGCGAUAAUCCACACAUUACUCAAUUAAGUAAUUGUAAAUAAAAAUCUAAUAAUUUAAUGGA
This is a messenger RNA of Odontomachus brunneus, 3857 nucleotides long. RefSeq names its product flocculation protein FLO11. Bases 214 to 3102 code for a protein of 962 amino acids. NCBI's taxonomy places the organism in Eukaryota, Metazoa, Arthropoda, Insecta, Hymenoptera, Formicidae. The record is from RefSeq and is a predicted model, not a curated record. The transcript is spliced from 10 exons.